Molecule: messenger RNA, 1124 nt
Organism: Helianthus annuus (common sunflower)
Lineage: Eukaryota; Viridiplantae; Streptophyta; Magnoliopsida; Asterales; Asteraceae
Product: auxin-responsive protein IAA16
Exons: 5
Coding region: 126-956 (276 amino acids)
Biological process (GO): regulation of DNA-templated transcription
Cellular component (GO): nucleus
Molecular function (GO): protein binding
Source: RefSeq, a predicted model, not a curated record
AUUCACACACCAAAAAUCUUUCAAUUUUUCACUCAUUCUCCUCCACUUCAUCCUCCACUCCCAACUAUUUCAAAACCUCUUCAUUCAACAACAUCCUCUCAAACAUUAACCUGCUUCACUAAUUAAUGUCUGCACCACUUGAACACGAUUACAUAGGCUUAUCAGAAGCUUCUUCAAUGGAAAAACCAUCCAAAUCUCCCAACAUUUCAUCUGAACUUGACCGCAACCUCAAAGCCACUGAGUUAAGACUUGGGUUACCUGGGUUAGGCCAAGAUUUGGAAGAGAAUGCAUGCAAAAACAGUCAUGUGGUGAAUAAUAUUGCAGCAGGGGGUAAAAGAGGGUUUUUUGAUGUUAGUUUUGAUGGAUCUGGUUUAGAUGGUAAGAAGAAAACAGAGCACUCUGUUUCUGCCAUUGCCGAAGAGAAGAAGAAAAGUUGUGUUAAUGGUGAAAGUUGUAGAGUUACUCCUGUUGCUGCUAAGGCUCAAGUGGUAGGAUGGCCACCAAUUCGAUCAUUCCGAAAGAACACCAUGGCCCCUAAUUUGUCGAAAAAUGGUGAUACGACCGAAGGGAAUUCGGUUUGUGGAGGAUGUCUUUAUGUGAAGGUUAGCAUGGAUGGUGCUCCAUAUUUAAGAAAAGUUGAUCUCAAAACAUGCAAAAACUACACCCAACUUUCAAACGCGCUCCAGAAGAUGUUCCAUUGCUUCACUCUCGGUCAAUGUAGUUCUAUUAGAGGGAAGGAAGGGCUCAGUGAAAGUAACUUGAAGGAUCUUUUACAUCGCGAUGAAUGCGUAUUGACGUAUGAAGAUAAAGAUGGUGAUUGGAUGCUCGUCGGUGAUGUUCCAUGGGAGAUGUUUGUAGACUCGUGCAAGCGAUUAAGAAUCAUGAAAGGGUCAGAAGCAAUCGGGCUAGCUCCAAGGUCAAUGGUGAAGUGCAAGAACCGUAUAAAAGGAAUAUGAUGCGACACACGAAAAGGAUCUUUAGUUCUUUGUUUUGUUUUCGGUUUUUGGAUGUUUGAAUCUAUCUUUCAUGUAAAUGGGUUGUUCUUCCAUUCUUCUUUUUUUGCUUUUCUGAAUGUAAAUAUUAUUUCAUUAGAAUUGCAGUAUCAACAUCUUUUCUUUUUCUGA